Messenger RNA from Vespula vulgaris, 3377 nucleotides. RefSeq names its product DDB1- and CUL4-associated factor 11. The coding region runs from base 117 to 1664 and encodes 515 amino acids. Lineage: Eukaryota; Metazoa; Arthropoda; Insecta; Hymenoptera; Vespidae. Gene Ontology annotation, molecular function: protein binding. The record is from RefSeq and is a predicted model, not a curated record. Gene Ontology annotation, biological process: proteasome-mediated ubiquitin-dependent protein catabolic process. The transcript has 10 exons. Gene Ontology annotation, cellular component: Cul4-RING E3 ubiquitin ligase complex.
GAGGAUUUCAUAAGAAUCGUUCGAAUAUUUGCUACUUUUAGAGUUACUUAGUUCGCUGGAAUAAACGAACGCUGUCUCUCUCGUGUCUAUUAUUUUAUUACAUCGUUCUUUGAAAUAUGUGGUCAUUAUAUUCCGUCAUACGUAAUAUAAUUAUCGUUCUUUUUUCCUACAUAAAAAUACUCUACUCGAGCUCUCACCGUUAUUGCCUUAUGAUUUCUCUUGGACAAGUACAUAUCAUAGCUUCAGAUCAUGACGAUUCUGACGAAGAAUAUGCGGCGAAUGUACAGCCACCAAAAAUUAUGUCUCUACCGAACACAUCGAGACUUGAUAAAAGUGAAAUAAGUUUAGCUACUAAGCAAGCAUGUGGCCUUAGAGAAGAUUCCAGCAACAAAAAUUUAUCUAUUGCAUCAAUGAUUCAAAAGAGAUCCCUUGGUUCUGGUUUUAGUAUAGGUGAAAAAUGUAGAAUAAGCAGCAACUUCUUACCCAACAAGUCACGUCAAGUAGCGAAAUAUAAUAGCAAAGUGUUUUGCGGUUCCUAUUCAAAAGAUGGAAGGUUCUUUCUCACUGCAAGUCAAGAUAAAUUGUUACGUCUCUACCAUACCGAUGACGGGAAAUUUGUGGAAUUUAAAAAAAUUUCUGCCCGUGACGUAGGUUGGAGUAUCAUAGACACAGCAUUCAGUCCUGAUGGAAACUAUAUUGUCUAUUCAAGUUGGUCAGAAUGUUUAUAUCUUUGUCCUGUUUAUGGAGAUUCAAAUACACAAGAGUCAUUAUCAUUGUGUCCUGGAGAACGAAGAUUUUGUAUAUUCUCUCUAGUCUUCUCUAGCGAUGGUCGAGAAAUUUUAGGUGGUGCUAAUGAUGGCUUUCUUUAUGUAUACGAUCGUGAAUGUCACCAACGUGCUUUCAAGAUUGAAGGUCAUGACGAUGAUGUAAAUACUGUUGCCUUUGCUGAUAACACGUCUCAAAUUUUGUACAGUGCAGGAGACGAUGGAUUGUGUAAGGUAUGGGAUAGGAGAACCCUUAGUGAAACAGAUCCACAUCCCGUUGGUGUUUUAGCUGGUCAUAUGGAUGGUAUAACUUAUAUUGAUCCACGUGGAGAUGGCAGAUAUUUGGUUACAAACAGUAAAGACCAAACGAUCAAGUUAUGGGAUGUUCGAGCCUUUUCUGAUCAGAAUGGCGAACAAAAUACUCGUAAGGCAGUUGCGAAUCAAAAUUGGGAUUACAGAUGGCAAAGAGUACCCAGGAAAUUAUUUAAAGCUAGAACCAUGUUAGAAGGUGAUACAAGUAUCAUGACGUAUCGUGGUCAUUCCGUCCUUCAAACCUUGAUACGCUGCCACUUUUCUCCUUCCGCAACAACAGGUCAAAGAUACAUUUAUACGGGAUGUGCUUCAGGCAGAGUUAUAAUUUACGACGUUUUAACGGGACAAAUAGUUAACACAUUAUUGGGUCACAAAAAAUGCGUGCGUGAUGUAAGCUGGCAUCCAUUUCAUCAGGAAAUAGUUUCAACUUCGUGGGAUGGUGCGAUAAUUAGUUGGCGAUAUUCUGGUCAAACUGGAUUCUAUCAUUUUGAAUCGGAAGACGAAAAUGAUACGGAAACAGCACCACGUACACUUCGACGAAGUCAACGUAUCGCUGCACAAAGAGCAAAACAUGCGACUACUUGUUGAAAAGGACCGUGAGAGUAAAUAUUUCUUGGGGUUGAUACAGCCUUUUGUUCGAAGUUAGUGUUACUGGCGUUAACGAAAUUGCCAUAUCCAUGGCCGAGACUGUUCUUUAAUCUACGAGAGUAAAUUUUAUACAAGACUGAACGAAAGAUAUUUGUGUUUGUGAUCAGCGUUGUGAAAAUGUUCUUAUGAUUUUUACGGGAUAUUAUUCUCUAUUUCGAGAAGUCGUCCUUAUCUCGCUAAAAUGAGCUUCCGUUUCUAUGCCGCUUAUAUAAAGAUUUUCUAUCCCGAAGAGUAAAAUUAUACGUUGCACCAUAACAAAAAAAGAAAUAUCAUAGUAAUAUUAUAUAUGAAAUACUGCUAACACAAUAAGAGCAGGACAUCGUUUAUAGUUACAGCUCCUUGACUGUUCGUAGUUUCGGAGUUCAUUUUUAUCAAUUUCAAAUUUAAUACUUAAUCCGAUGAACCUUCUCAAAACAUGUUAAUUUUUCCAUAACUACAUAUUUCAGUAAACUAUUACGUUAAGAACAAAAUAUAAAAAAAAAAGAAAAUAAUGGAAUUAAGUAUUUCCAGGAGCGUUGAUAAAACCAACCGUUAAUGAUGUAACACGCAUUCAUUUUCAUAAGUCUGAUUACAUACAAAACGUGACAUAAUGCGCGAUCUACUUUGCAAUGUAACUUACUGAAUACUAUUAUGACAAUGUCUUUAAUUAUAUUGUUAAUAGCUUUGUCCGAUUUAAUUUUCUAAUGUUUCAUAAGAUUUAUGUCUCUUUUAUAUCUUUAUUUUGGUCGUUCAAGAUAUUAACAUAUUUAUAUAAUCUAAUCCGUUCUCAUUUCGAUCGCAUUUUAUCUAUCACGUACACGUAUAUACAGACUAACGUGUUCGAUUAAAAGUAAUGAAUGCAUAUAUAAAAAAAAGUAUGUAUUCUCGACUGAAUUCUCACGUGGUUUUCUAAUUUUUACUGAGAAACAGUUGUGAUAAUGACGAUCUAGCUUUAAACGAUGAAAAUUACCGUAGAUAUUAUUACAACGCAUUAGAUACUAUAAGACAUCAACAGAUGAUUUAUUUCUAGAUUUUAUGAAUCUAAGGCAAGGUAAUAUGUAAACGUGGUCCUUUCUUUUUUAAUUUCAACUUUUUCAACUCAUGAACAGUAUAAUCUUCUUCAUAUUAUUUCGUGAACGAUGUAUAAAUUUUUAUUUCCUAGGAGAUCUAAUAAGUUGUUAGAAAUGACAUUAAAUGCAUAUAGUUAUUUUGCUUGGUAAAGAAAAGGCAUUCGUGAGAAUCUAUAAUAUUUAUUAGGAUUAAUAAUCCGUAUAUAUAAUAUAGAAUGUGACGGAAAAGAAAUUUAUUUCUAUAUUAUUUUGUAUUUAAAUAUGGCUUCUCUUUUUUUAUUUUUCUUCUUUCUUUUCGUUCUUCAUUAUAAUUUAAACAAUGAUCUUUAAUAACGAUCCAAAAUGAAUAAUCGUAAGUUUCAAAUCAAUCGAACAGAUUAUGGUAGAUAGAAUAAAAAUUUUAUCUUCGCACAGAGAUAUGUCCGUGUGUGUCUUUCUUACCUAUGUUCUUUUUCACUUUACCAAGAUUCAGAGGGUAUCAUUUUAGGACAUUUAUAAUAUCCUUCUCUUGUGAUGCGUGUAAAUGAUGCAUAAAUAUGGUGCAACAUCUAAACAGUGUACAUAUGUAGACUAUAAAGUGUAUGAAUAAAAAUAUGAACAAGAA